AACCCUGUGAGGUAGGCAGAGAAGCGGCGAUUGGCCAAAGGUCACCCAGUGAGCUUCAUGGCUGAAUGGGGAUUCGAACCUUGGCCUCCCACGUUUUAGUUUGGCACUCUAGUGAUCACACCACAUUGGCUAUUAGAACUAUUACUUAGUUAGUUAUUGAACUUACAUGCCUCUGCUCUUCCCCAAGGAGCCGAGGGUAGCGAACUGGCGUGCCAUUUAAAACAAAGCAAAGCAUUCUAUAAAACAGUUCAAAACAUUCCCAAAGCCAUGAACCUAAAAUCUUUAAAAUGCAAAAACAAAAAAAUCAAAUCAAACCAAACCAAACCUCAGCUCUGCCACUGAGCCAUGACCCUGUGCUGAAGAGAUCGUUCAUUUGUCUUCAGCAACCUGUCUCUCUCACUCACUAUUUCUCUCUCUCUCUCUUUGUCCUUUUCUACUUCCGCAGCAAGGAGAACUUUGAUCGCGUCCCUGAUCUGGAGUUCAAUCCAAUUAGAUCCAAAAUUGUCCAGGCCUUUUUUGACAAGAGGAACCUGCGAGAAUCAUCGGACGGGUUUGCGGAGGAGAUCAACUUCGAAGACUUCUUGACGAUCAUGUCCAAUUUCAGGCCCAUCGAGAUGGACAUGGACGACGAGCAGCUCGAUCGAUUCCGCAAGAAGAAGCUAAAAUUUCUUUUCCACAUGUACGAUGCAGACAGUGACGGCAAGAUCACUCUGCAGGAAUACAGGAAUAUUGUGCAAGAGAUGCUUUCGGGGAACCCCCACCUGGAUAAGGAAUCGGCGAGGUCCAUCGCAGACGGAGCCAUGAUGGAGGCUGCCAGCAUCUGCGUGGGGCAAAUGGAGCCGGAUCAAGUAUACGAGGGAAUCACAUUUGAAGACUUCCUUAAGAUCUGGGAAGGGAUAGACAUUGAGACCAAGAUGCACGUUCGCUUCCUGACCAUGGAGCCGAUUGCGAUGUGCUACUGACCACGGAAAAGCUGGGACUGAGGUGUUGGUGCCUUCUGGAGCGACCUGGGACGGAAACCGUCAGGCGGUCGAUACGGGUAUUAAGGGGGAACUGCAUCUCCCACGGCUGGGGCAGUUUUUUUUGCAGGGGGGCGUUGCAGGUUUAGGAGUUGAUGUGCCUGGCUUUGGCUUUACAGCUAUUUUCUCUCUCUUGUCUACACUAAAAAGCCUCAAUAGCCUCAAAUCAUCAAUAAAGCAGGUUUUGUUUUUAA
Podarcis muralis (Common wall lizard) is the source of this 1213-nucleotide messenger RNA. Lineage: Eukaryota; Metazoa; Chordata; Lepidosauria; Squamata; Lacertidae. The record is from RefSeq and is a predicted model, not a curated record.